UUCUUACGAGUGGGAAGCUUCUCAAUUGCCAUUCAACAUUUUAAAGCACAAGCCGCUCUGCUGUGAAAGCGCCUGAUCCACACUUCUCUGAAAGACACAGGAGGGAAUACACAAUUGCUGAUUUCACCCACUGUGGCGGUGCAGAUCACAGGAAACAACUGACCGAUACAAUUUUAUUUGCAAAUAGAACUCUGUAUUAUUAUUUUUUUUUUUUUAAUCGCGCCGCGGCUCUUUUCCCCUCCCCUUUGCCAUUCCGCUUUAUAUGGAUGUAAUUCAGAAUCUGUGUUAAUUCACAUGGGGGAUCCAGUUACAUCUUGUUCCGCUCCGGGUAUAAUUACGAGAGACCAAUAACCGCCUUUGGACACAUAGUUUUGUUGCUAACCUUUGAACUGAAAGGAUCAAGUUCAGAUCUGGUUACCUGCAUUGGGACGGGAAGGAAGAGGAGAGAGAGAGAGAGAGAGAGAGAGACUGCAAUCUCAUUUGUGAAUCGCUUUCAGUGCUGCAGAUCCAGAUUGCUAUAACACAUGCAGUGCAAAUGCAGAACUGCCCAUUGCUAAGAGGAUUUGGUAUUUUCCCGGACCCAAGCCCUUUGAAUAAAGCGAAUCACAAUUUUUUUUUUUUCCCUGUGUGUGCAGAGAGGGGGAAGAAUAAAGCUAAUGCCUUGGUCGUAAACGGCUGAGCGAGAGGGAGAGAGAGAGAGAGAGAGAGAGAGAGAAAAGAGAGAGUGUGUGAAUUGUAGUUAACUCUAGUGUUGAAGACGACGACCUGGGGGGCUUCGAAACGUACAGUACAGCUCCUGCUUUUAUUGCAAACCUUGCAAAGUGAUUACAGUAAAAUCAGAGAGGAGGAGGAGGAGGAGGGGGAGGAGGAGGAAAAUCCCAUGCUAUCUGCUGAGAUGAAUCUUGAAAAAGCAAAAUACACUGUCCCGUGAACUGUAAGUAUAUCGCAACUGGAAGGCAGGGAGAGCAGCAGAGGAGCCGGCAGCAGGGUUUUGACCACCAGCUGCACCAGUCAUGAGACAAUAAGUUUCCAGAAAUAGAAGGAUUUUAUAAUCGAUCACCUGGACUCUCAGCCGCUCUGUUAGCUUAUCGGGGGAGUUUACUGGGGGGCAGGUGGGAGUGAGAGGAGGGCGGGGGGUUUCGGUACGAGGAAGAUGAGGAAGAUGAGGACCCUCCUUCGCUUUGUGCAUUGCUGCUGCUGCUGCUUCUUGCUCCUCCUGCCUCCGCCGCUCUGGGUCAGCCUGGCAGCGGCUAAGCAGCUCCUGAAGUACCGGUUGGCAGAGGAGGGACCCGCCGACAUCCGCAUCGGCAACGUGGCUUCCGACCUGGGGAUCGUAACGGGCUCCGGAGAGGUGACAUUCAGCCUGGAGUCGGGCUCCGACUAUCUCAAGAUCGAUAACAUGACCGGGGAGCUGAGCACCACAGAGCGGCGCAUCGACCGCGAAAAGCUGCCGCAGUGCCAGAUGAUCUUCGACGAGAACGAGUGCUUCUUGGACUUCGAGGUGUCGGUCAUCGGCCCCUCGCAGAGCUGGGUGGACCUCUUCGAGGGCCGGGUCAUCAUCCUGGACAUCAACGACAACACCCCCACCUUCCCUUCCCCCGUCCUCACGCUCACCGUGGAGGAGAACCGGCCCGUGGGGACCCUCUACCUGCUGCCCACCGCCACCGACCGGGACUUCGGCCGCAACGGCAUCGAGCGCUACGAGCUGCUGCAGGAGCCCGGUGGAUACAGUGCAGACUACGCAGCACCCUGGCCACAUUGA
This is a messenger RNA of Cyanistes caeruleus (blue tit), 1762 nucleotides long. The record is from RefSeq and is a predicted model, not a curated record. Lineage: Eukaryota; Metazoa; Chordata; Aves; Passeriformes; Paridae.